AGUCUUUUCGCUCGUUCGAUGUCGCCAGCUUUGAUGCGCUGUACGCCUUAUUCCAUGAGGUAUUAUUCCCUAUGCAGGGCAACUCAGCCUCAGCUGCGUAUCAUCGGCUGAAUAGAGCUCGGGAUAAGGUUGAAGCUGACAGGGCCGCGCGAUGAGAUCUCGUCACGUGACUCGCAAGACGUACCGCCGUUCGGUUGGGCAACGAGGGAAUUGCAUGCGCAUCUCGACGCCGCUGCCGGUGCAGAUAAUAUCGCAAAGGGGUCGUGUCUGUCUGAACUCGCAGGCUGGGAUUCCUGAUGAUGACGGCUUCUCAAAGGGAGCAACCGAGAAAGGGGAGGGGGGGCCAAAAUGGCAAAAAGCAAUGCUUCUCGUCAGCUUAUUAGUACCAUUCGCCAAAACUAACAGAAGGCCAAAAAUAAGACGUCCGUUCCGCCUUGUCAUAUCAACGGAAUUCCACCGAGAUAUCAGGCCCAAAAAUCGCUCUCCAGCUGGGCCUAAAUUAUUAUUAAACAAUUGGCCCCGUACUUUUAGGCAGGAGAGCUCAUUACCGGAGGAACCGACUGUACCGGAUUUGGCGCGGUCCAUGGAGAAAACAACGCAGCAAUAACAUGUCCACUGGUACUAGUACCAGGUGCUAGCAGCAGCGCGGACGAAGUACCUGCAUCAGUUUUCUCCGAUAUGCGCGGAUAUCGAUAUCCGGUCCACGAUACCCGCCCGCGGUGAAUGAAAAAAGUCUAGAAGUCGUGGAGAAGGGCUGACCGCCUGGGUCGCUUCUCCGAGAGGGAACAUUGGCCUAUAUCUCUCGUUUUCUUUGGAUCCUUUGGGAAGGGGGCGAACUGCGAUUAAGGUUGGCUUCUAGAGGUCUAUCUGACGGGGUCUAGUUUUGUUAU
Molecule: messenger RNA, 890 nt
Organism: Trichoderma harzianum CBS 226.95
Lineage: Eukaryota; Fungi; Ascomycota; Sordariomycetes; Hypocreales; Hypocreaceae
Exons: 1
Coding region: 152-607 (151 amino acids)
Source: RefSeq, a predicted model, not a curated record